This is a messenger RNA of Branchiostoma floridae (Florida lancelet), 1842 nucleotides long. Its product is annotated as organic cation transporter protein-like. Gene Ontology annotation, biological process: transmembrane transport. The record is from RefSeq and is a predicted model, not a curated record. Gene Ontology annotation, molecular function: transmembrane transporter activity. NCBI's taxonomy places the organism in Eukaryota, Metazoa, Chordata, Leptocardii, Amphioxiformes, Branchiostomatidae. The coding region runs from base 70 to 1842 and encodes 590 amino acids. The transcript is spliced from 12 exons. Gene Ontology annotation, cellular component: membrane.
CACGCGCUUCAACGUUAACGGACUUGAGAAUGGUUUUCGUCUCAGUCUAGUUGUACAAAGCAGAAAAAAAUGGUUGAUUACGACAAAAUCCUCGAACAUGUCGGUGAGUUAGGAACUCACCAGAAGAAGAUGUGCUUCUUCGUGUAUCUCCCGAUGAUGACGAUGGGGAUGCACACCAUGGCGAUGGUGUUCCUGGCGGCCACGCCGGCGCACCGGUGCAGGGCGCCCGAGGGGGCCGUGCUGGCGACUCGGUACAACUGGAGCGAGCCCGAGCUGCUCAACAUGACCAUCCCGUGGACAGAGGACGAUGAUGGGAAUCCGGUACGAAGCAGCUGCGAAAGGUACGAUUUGAAACUCCCUUCCAAUGGCGAUCUGAACGACACAUUCGAUGUGAUGUCGUCCAACCUGACUACGAAGCCGUGCGAUGCCGGUUGGCACUACGACCAGAGCCAGUACAAGUCCAGUAUCACCAUGGAGAGUGACAUCGUGUGCGGGAACAAGUAUCUGGCCAAGAUGGCGCAGUCCAUCUACAUGGUGGGAUUCCUGGUCGGCUCGCUCGUCUUCGGAGACAUCUCUGAUCGAUUCGGCAGGAAAGUCGUCUUCUUCGCUGUAGUCGCCAUGCAGUGCUUCUGUGGCAUAGCUUGCUCCUUCGCGCACAACUACAUUGCCUUCGUCGUGCUUCGUUUCUUCAUCGGAGCCGCCGGAGUCGGGGCCUACGUCACCAGCUUCGUCCUCGUGUCGGAAGUUGUGGGGCCGUCCAAGCGCACGCUGGUGGGCACGCUGGAGUACUGCUGCUUCGUGCUGGGGUACAUCAUCAUGGGCGGGAUAGCCUACUUCGUCCGGACCUGGUCCAUGUUACAGCUCAUCAUCUCUCUACCCGGGGUAGUCUGGCUCCCGCUCUGGUUUUUGGUGACGGAGUCUCCCAGAUGGCUGCUGGCCAAAGGCCGUACGGACGAGGCUCGCGCCAUCGUGGAGAAGAUGGCGGAAAAGAACGGUGUGGACUUUCCGGAGGCCCUGUGGAAUGAUAUGCUGAAAGAAGAGGACGAGCCGGACCCUGAAGAGCCGGAGAAGCCAGCCUACUUCUACUCUGUCCGUGACCUCGUGCGCACUCCCAACAUGGCCAAGAAAUCCGUCAUCAUCUUCAUCAACUGGGCCGUCAUCACCAUGGUCUACUACGGCCUUUCCCUCAACACCUCGAGUCUGGGAGGGGACGACUACGUCAACUUCACGGUGUCCGGGUUGGUGGAGUUCCCCGCCCUGGCCGUGUCCAUGUUCCUGGUGGAUCGGUGGGGCAGACGGCCUGCUCACUGCCUGUUCAUGAUCGGCGGAGGCCUGGCCUGCAUUUCUGUACUCUUCGUACCAAAAGGAUAUGUCUGGGUUGCGACGGUCCUCGCUAUGACGGGGAAGUUCGGCAUCUCCGGCAGUUUCAAUGUCAUCUACAUCUGGUCUGGAGAGCUCUAUCCUACCGUUAUCAGAAACCUCGGGAUGGGUGUAGCCUCCAUGUGGGCCCGAGUCGGCGGUAUCGUCUCCCCCUUCAUCGCCCUGUCCAUGGACCUCUGGGGGCCUCUGCCCUACAUCAUCUUCGGCGGGCUGGCCCUUGUAGCAGGUGUUCUGUGCCUGAUUCUACCGGAAACGUUGAACUUUCCUCUGGCUCAGACCUUGGAAGAAGCCGAGGCUUUCGGAAAGGGUGGGUCGUUCUGUUGUCCGACAUCGUCUGUCAACGGCCCAGAGGAUGACGGGAAGGCCCAGGAGAUGAUACCAGCGGUGUCUAACCAUGAUCCUCCGCGCGAAGACGAAGCAGAAAACUCCGCGCCAAAUGGAAAUGGUCCGACAAUGGUUUAG